AUUACGAAUGUAAGAUCUCGUGAAAGUUGUUUUGGUGAAGCAUGAAAGACAUGCUUAGUAUUGAGGACCGUUCUUUGAAUUAAAAUACAGUGAAAAAUUCGUAGCCAGAUUCUUUCUUCCACAUGAUUGUUGCAACACUUGGCCACCUCGUUGCAUUUGGACAUUCAUAAAUUUCUGCGACUGAAGGAGCUUGGAACGCAGAAGUCCAUCGCUUGAGACAAUCAGUCAGCCCGCACGGUGUUGGUGCCGCUUGUGUGUGUGAGCAGCUGAUUUCGAACCUGACUUGUACGCCGUGCUGCUGGUGCUUAGCUCAUUACUGUAUGUGGUGACAGGUCUGUCAACUCGGAAGCUUCACGUUGUGGAGCUGAUUAGCGAUGGAGCUGAGAGGUUUGCCUCAUGUUGUAGUGGUGCCUAACGGUGCAGCUGGGCAUGCCAUUCCGUUCCUGGAAUUCAUCAAGCGGAUGGCAGCAACGGGGAUUGUGACGACUGUUGUGGCCUCAGACAAGCACAUCCUGGAGCUCGAGAUCUUACUUGGGUCGCGGGAUUUGACUUGUCAAGGAGUUCCGCUGAGACUUCUGGGAUUGCAAGAUCACAUGACACACCUUUCGCACGCGAACUGGACGGCAACGAUUUCAAACUUGAGUUUGAAAAAGCUGCAAAUAAUCCGGCUCCUGGAGGAGGCAGUCAGGGAUGUCGGAUCGCCGCAGUCGUUGCAGCUACGGGGUGUGCAGCCCGCGAACCCCCCUCAAUGUAUCGUGCACGACAUGUUCACCGAAUGGGCCCAAGAAGCAGCGGAAGCGCUCCACAUUGAGAAGCACUUGUUGUAUGUGUCCCCAGCGUGUUCGCUCUCAUGCGAUUUAGAGUCGAACCGCUUGUUUCAAGAAUGUCGAUUUCCAAUCACUCGAGAUACUCGCGAUGCGAUUAUUUCAGGAAUCCCCGGUGUCCCAUCCAUCCCCGCACUGGAAUACCCGAGAGUGUUUUUGGAUGCCUCCUCAUCUAAGUGGAUGCGGUCGUGUCACUUGAGCUUUCGACGAGCAGACGCGAUUUUGCUCAACACUUUUUAUGAUCUGGAGAGACCAGUGCUCGAUGCCUUGCGCCACGAAGUCAUGGGUUCUUCGGAUAUUCAGGCAAAGUGUAUUCUCGACAUCGGACCGUUGCUUCCCGAGUCUCACUUCACCGAUGCCACACCCGAGGAGAUCGUGCAAGAGAGAGAUCCGUGUAUCUCCUGGCUCAACACGCGGCCUGCAAAAUCAGUGCUCUACGUCAGCUUCGGCAGUGCUGCGAGCCAUUCAGCUUCACAACUGGUGGACCUGGCGCUGGGCUUGGAGGCCAGCGAGUGCUCAUUCCUGUGGAUUGUGCGACCUCCAGAUGCAAUUGACAGGGCCGCAACUCUCAAUGCCCUUGAGCGCGUGGCAGAGUAUCUUCCACCUGGGUUCGAAGGACGCGUUAAGGACCGAGGAAUGUGCUACUCUGGGUGGGCUCCACAAAUGCGUAUUCUCAAGCAUCCGGCAAUUGGAGGCUUUUUAAGCCAUUGCGGGUGGAAUUCGACUCUGGAGACCGUGGCCGCUGGAGUGCCUGUGCUUGCAUGGCCGAUCAAAGCUGAGCAGCAUCUCAUUCGCAGAUUUCUGGUCGACACGUUGAGAAUAGCGGUUGAGUUGAAGGGAGACAACUAUGCAGAGUUGGAGCUGGAGGGUGAUGGGUUGAGACCCCCAUUGCGCGUCUCGAAAGAGGAGAUAGCGAAUAAGAUUCGAUGUCUCAUGGUAGAGGAAGAAAGCCAACUACUUCAACUAAACAUACAAAAACUGAUGGUGAAAUUCAAAGAAGCAGGAGCACUGGGAGGCUCCUCACGACUCAACUUCGAAGCUUAUGUCAGUCUUCUGCACGCCAAUCACGAUUCAGCAGCACAGCUCAAAGAGAUGGAGCACAAAUCGGAAAUGCGAGAUAUAUUUUCGACAGGGGAACGCCCGCUAGCUAUUGCUACUCUCGGAUAAAAAGAUCGAUCAAAAUCAUUCAGUGAUUUGCUUUGCAGUAUGAGCUGGUGAUGACCCUUGUUAACAUUACAUAAGUGUGAGUGGAAACCGUGGUGUACAAGAAGAGUGGCUUUUGUAGACCGUGUUUUGCCAACCGGGUUUAUAAUCUAGACAAUUUCUUGGCAUCGGAUAAACUUUCAUUGGCCUCCAGAAAUGUAAAUGAGUGUCCGUCUAGCCAACAAUAAGGCACUCACUAAGGUCCUGUGCGAAUAGAAAUUUGCCGAGAAACAUUGAUUCUUAGGGUAGAAGCAGCAUCUCCUCAUGUUGCAUCUUCAAUGUAAGUAAUGUACAUAAAUAUAAAGCCGAUUUCCAAUCGUGUUAAUUUCUUUUGUA
Molecule: messenger RNA, 2363 nt
Organism: Physcomitrium patens
Lineage: Eukaryota; Viridiplantae; Streptophyta; Bryopsida; Funariales; Funariaceae
Product: UDP-glycosyltransferase 72B1
Molecular function (GO): UDP-glycosyltransferase activity
Source: RefSeq, a predicted model, not a curated record